CAGUGUGGUGCACUGCCACCUAACGCACGCCAUAACGUUCCGUAAUCUUCGAUAUAUCGAGCUGAGCGCGUAGAAAGGCCCUUUUCCGGAAACGCUUCUCCCAUCCUUUCUUCAGUUCCAGCCACAAGAUGUCGAAGCGAGGACGCGGAGGUUCCGCGGGAGCCAAAUUCCGCAUUUCUCUCGGUCUCCCUGUUGGUGCCGUCAUCAACUGCGCCGAUAACACCGGUGCCAAGAACUUGUACGUCAUUGCUGUCCAUGGCGUAUCUGGUCGUUUGAACCGUCUGCCCGCUGCUGGGUCAGGUGACAUGAUUGUUGCAACAGUCAAGAAAGGAAAGCCUGAACUCAGAAAAAAGGUAAUGCCUGCAGUCGUCAUUCGCCAGAGGAAACCUUUUAGAAGGAAGGAUGGUGUCUUUAUUUACUUUGAAGAUAACGCAGGGGUUAUAGUAAAUAACAAAGGAGAAAUGAAAGGGAGUGCCAUCACUGGCCCUGUGGCGAAAGAGUGCGCAGAUCUGUGGCCUAGGAUUGCCUCCAACGCCUCUAGCAUUGCCUGAUUUCCCCUGUUACGUCCCCCUCUUCAAUAAAUAAACUUGAAAAAUA
This is a messenger RNA of Frankliniella occidentalis (western flower thrips), 597 nucleotides long. RefSeq names its product 60S ribosomal protein L23 (gene RpL23). Gene Ontology annotation, biological process: translation. Lineage: Eukaryota; Metazoa; Arthropoda; Insecta; Thysanoptera; Thripidae. Gene Ontology annotation, cellular component: ribosome; cytosolic large ribosomal subunit. Bases 129 to 551 code for a protein of 140 amino acids. The record is from RefSeq and is a predicted model, not a curated record. Gene Ontology annotation, molecular function: structural constituent of ribosome; large ribosomal subunit rRNA binding. The transcript has 5 exons.